This is a messenger RNA of Alternaria atra, 3081 nucleotides long. RefSeq lists its product as uncharacterized. NCBI's taxonomy places the organism in Eukaryota, Fungi, Ascomycota, Dothideomycetes, Pleosporales, Pleosporaceae. The record is from RefSeq and is a predicted model, not a curated record. The transcript has a single exon. Bases 1 to 3081 code for a protein of 1026 amino acids.
AUGAAUUCGACGAGAAGAGACUUUUACGGCCAGCAACCACCCCUUACAUCAUUUCCAAGAUCGACAUUCAAUACCGCAUACCAUACGGAUGGCGAAGCUUACGCACACGACCCACAUACCGAUUCAGAAGAACAAAUAUCGGUGCACUUCACUGAUGGCUUUGAGGGAAGCCGAAACCUAGACAGGUCAACCUUCGACACCGAGACCCAUGUUGACUCACAACGAACAACGUCAAGGCAGAACUCGCGAUCCUUUGCAGAACGCGUUUCAAGGCAGAAAAGUCGGAGGCGAGAGCUUCUGGGAAGGCCAGCGAAACCAGGUAUCACUGUCGAUACGAGCUUCACAAGGCAUAGAGGCACCGAACCCCAUCAAGUAUUCCCUCACGGAACAGAGAGGGGCAGCGGAUCCGUCAGGAGGUCGCCAUGGUUCGGGUUGGGACGGUCUUCGACCAGGAACAAGGGCUUGGGCAUCACCAAGGGUACACCUCAACCAGACAUUACACAUCGGAAGAAGCCCAGCGUCGACCGAAGCGAAGCUGAUACCGCUAUCUCCAUGACACCUGGGAGCAAAUCGUGGCAAGAAAUCUCGCCUUGGGACCGACGCAUACCAAUUGGAAUAUCGGUCCCGACUGAUAGCAUUUCUGACUUUAGCACGCUUCAGCCCAACCGGCAUCGCGCUGGCAGUGAUGCCACUCUCGUAACCCCAAGCAUCAUCAUCACUCCUGCUGCAGUGAAGUCAGUAUGGUCUCCAGAUACGCCCUUCACAGAAUCAGAUUACACGCCCAGCAUUUACUCUCGCUACCAAUCAACCUUUGCGAACUCCAACGUUCCUCCAGUACCGGCUUUACCUGCCGGUAUGUCACAGGCACCAGGCAACGAUACUACCCGAGAUACGCAAGGAGCGACUGGUCAUGCCAGAAAUGACACUCUAGAUUCAGCAGGGACUGCCUUUGAAGAGGACGAUGACUCCAAAAGGAAGGAUCGUAUCAUGUCUACCAGUACUGUUUUCGAAGAGGAUGAGACGCCUCUAAGAGAAAGGACUAUAGAGAAUUCUUUGGCUAUUGAUACCUCCAUGGUGCCCACUCCACGGCGGUCACAAGGAUGGUGGAAUGUCAUCACCACCCCGUUCGUCAUGACACCGAAAUCGUCCACGUGGACCGAACCCGGGCAUGAUGGCGAUCGAACACCGGACGUGCCAAUAGUGCCUCUCCAAUAUGGUACACGUAAAAGGAGCGAGUCAAUAUCUCUCACAAAAGGGCCCGAUAACACAGCGGUUUCGGUAUCCAGUGUUCCAGCACAGAGAGACUCAGAGAAGGCGGUAUUCCACUCAACUCCAGAACCUUCUUCCGAGCCUCAUCAUGGCGUUACGUCUCCUCUUUCUGCCAUGUCGGCUUCGCCAGUUGUUGGUACAGCAGCUAUUGGAACCGUCUUAAUGCCUCGUCAGGUCGAGGAGCCGCGGCAGAUCAACGUCAACAUUGAGUUGCAAGAUAGGCGACCGAUGGCGGACAGUUAUUCCGUUCGGGCUAAUUAUCCACCACCUCCACAGCACUUGCACACGUCAGCGCCAGCACCACAAGUGAAGAGUGGAGCGUCUCCAUCCGCAAAUGCCAACAGCUCGCAGCAAAGCUUGCCAGUUUUUGCCCCGCCACCCAAGUUCGCCCAAAAAAGCUCGCACUGGAGCUACGACAACGUCAGUCGUUCCAGCUCGCAAGCAUCUUCUCCUAACCUCAAAGGAGGGAAGAAGCACCGCAAGGUCUGUAAUAUGAUGAGCAUCUGGCCGUUCGGAAAGAAGAGAAGCCAGAAAAGUCAAGGCGCUGAGAGAGAGAAGAAAAAGAAGAGAGGCAUUUGCUUCUGGGGAUGCUGUUGUUGUCUGAUCUUUCUCAUAUUACUGGCAAUCAUCAUUCCGGUGGUUGUAGUACUUACAAGGAAGGGCAGUGACAACGACAAUGACAACAAGCCCACGCCGACUCAACCGAGUGCAGAUAUCGGUAGCCAGUGGCUCAACCUAACAGACUACCCUCCCAUACCUAUCGGUAUUUUGACUGUCGCCCAACCCGAAGCAGUAGAGGAAGAGAGUGGUUGCGUUGCGCCAACUACGUUGUGGAGCUGUGCGCUGCCGAAAGAGCUUCAGCAGUCCGUCGCGCCAAACAAACCCGACCAGCCGAACUUCAAAAUCGAAAUCACCUUUGGGAAUGGAAGCGUAGCUGAGUUGCCCAAGUCUCAGCGUGCAAAGAGGGCCGUGAAUCCUGUCUCAGCUGGAGCCUUUAUUCGGUCAUUGUUGCAUGCACGUGCCGCAGCUUCGCCCUCUCCCGCCCCUCCAUCGAUUGCCGAUAUGAGUUUUCUGGGUCAGACUACGGACGGUAAUUCGGCGCCUUUUGAAGGCGAAGAUACCGGCUUGUUCAUUAGUAUGCAAGAUCCCACUGUCAGCGCGUCGCGACUGAUGAAGCGUGUUGAUGCGAGCGACCCGACGAACAUCACCGCAGUGAUCCCACCACCAAUGUUAGCUUCGGACGGAACUGCUGCGCCUGCGAACUUGUUACCUUUCCCAUCGGCACAACCUCUUCGAUUGUACAACCGCGGAAAAGAUAACGAGCACUAUGGCUUUUACAACUAUUUCGAUCGCUCCAUCUUCUUGAAGCAGAUUAACGGCACCAACCGUGGCGGCAAUCCUGCAGAUGUUGACGGAGGAAGUACAAAGGAUGCCGCCAAGCUGAGGUGUACGUACUCACAGACACGUUUCCUGGUACAAAUCUGGACUCGCAGCAAAGAAAGCAAGACCUUGUUGCAGCGUUCGGCUUCGGACGCAUCAAACAUAUUCAAGCGGCCAGGCACCUUCCCGUACCCAGUCACGGUCACUAUUGACCGUCAUGGUGGCGAUCCAGCGAAAAAGAACCUCUAUUGCUACGAGAUGGAGGACGAUGGCUCGAUCAAAGAUGAGGAAUCGAAGAAGUCGUUCCAGUUCGAAGACCGCGGGUUCGGAGGCAACCUCGUCAAAGGCACACAGGGGCAAGGGAGCGUCAGUGGAAACAUCGACGGGGGGACUGGCGGCUGCCGAUGUCAGUGGCAGAACUGGUUAAGUUAG